CUUACUCAAAUAUUAAGUAAUUUAUAGCUAUAUAUAUUUCCUAUCUAUAGCCUGUCUAAAUCCUGGUGGAAUUUAUUCGCUUCUUGUUCGUACAGUUCUUUAGCACAGCAAAAUUGCGUAUGUGUUUUUUUACGGCAGUUUUACGACAGUUUGUGAUAGGCGCCUAUUUUGGAAAAGUGCAGGGUUGUAGUUUUAUAUAGCAGCAAAAUCAGCAAUUUUAUAUCGUGUUUAAUGUUGUUUUAAGCGUUGUUUUAUGCGUAUAAAGUUGUCUGGACUUUUUAAUCGGGUUGUCCUUUUAUGGAAAGUGUUGUUAAGUUUAGUUAAGAGGGUGAAAGUCAGGCUGUAUUAGCUGGGUUAGCUAGGCUAGGCUACUUCAGCUCUAUAUACACAGUUAGAGAAAGUCAGUAUGGGCGAGUUUAAUGGAGCUCAGUCCACAGAGCUAUGAACAUUAUUACUGCAGCUCUGUACCGAGUCACAGCUCAGAGUCGCUUCUGCAGGCUUAUAUCCAGCAGUAUGAUCAGGAGAACACAGAUUAAGAAGGUUCUGUGUGUGGCUGAAAAGAAUGAUGCAGCUAAAGGCAUUGCAGAGAUCAUGUCCAGUGGGAGAGCCAGGAGGAGAGAAGGGCUGUCGGUCUACAAUAAAAUAUACGAGUAUGAAUAUAAUCUUUUUGGACAGAAUGUAACUGUUAAUAUGACAUCUGUGUCUGGACAUCUUCUCGCACUUGAAUUCAAAGCCCAUUUUCAGAAAUGGCACAGCUGUAAUCCAGUCUUGCUGUUUGAUGCAGAAGUGGAAAAGUACUGCCCUGAGAACUAUGUGCAAAUUAAGAGGACCUUGGAGAAAGAGGCUAGACAGUGCCAGGCUCUGAUCAUCUGGACUGACUGUGAUCGAGAAGGAGAAAACAUAGGCUUUGAGGUCAUUAAUGUCUGCAAGGCUGUGAAGGCAAACAUCCAAGUGUUCCGUGCUCGGUUUUCUGAGAUUACUCCAAACUCCAUCAGAAGAGCCUGUGAGACGCUGACUGAGCCUGAUAUUAAUGUCAGUGAUGCAGUGGAUGUUAGACAGGAGCUUGAUCUGCGAAUUGGAGCAGCAUUUACAAGGUUUCAGACUUUACGGCUACAGAAGAUCUUUCCAGACUCUCUUGCGAAUCAGCUGAUUAGCUAUGGAAGCUGCCAGUUUCCUACCCUUGGUUUUGUGGUGGAGAGAUUUAAAGCAAUUCAAGCCUUCAUCCCUGAGACCUUUUUUAAAAUUAAAGUGGUUCAUGAGCCUAGUGAGGACGAGUGCGUGGAGUUCAGCUGGAAAAGAAAUCGUCUGUUUAACCACACAGCUUGUCUUGUGCUCUACCAGAUGUGCAUGGAGGAACCCCUGGCAACAGUGCUUUCUGUAACAAGUAAACCUAAAAGCAAAUGGAGGCCAUUACCUCUUGACACUGUGGAACUUGAGAAGCUAGCCUCAAGGAAAUUGAAGAUAAGCGCCAAAGAGACAAUGAAGAUAGCUGAAAAACUCUACACUCAAGGGUUUAUCAGUUAUCCUCGUACUGAGACCAACAUGUUUCCCACGAACCUGAACUUGGUUCCGCUGGUUGAGCAACAGACUCAAGACAGCAACUGGGGGCCAUUUGCACAAGGCAUUUUGGAGAGCGGUGGGCCCACACCUCGAAAUGGAAACAAAUCGGACCAGGCCCAUCCUCCCAUUCACCCCACCAAAUACACUAAUAGUCUACAGGGAAACGAGAAGCGUCUGUACGAGUUUAUUGUCCGUCACUUCUUGGCCUGUUGCUCUAAAGAUGCACAGGGCCAGGAGGUGAUCGUGGACAUCGACAUCGCUGAGGAGAAGUUCUCUGCCAGUGGGCUCACGAUCAUCGCCAGGAACUAUUUGGAUGUUUACCCAUAUGAAAAGUGGUUCAACAAGGUUAUUCCAUUAUAUACGGCCAACACAACGUUCCAGCCUUCAGCCAUUGAGAUGGUGGAAGGACAGACCAGCCCACCUCAACUUCUGACGGAAGCUGACUUGAUCGCUCUAAUGGAGAAGCAUGGCAUUGGCACUGAUGCCACACACGCAGAGCACAUCGAAACUAUCAAGAGCCGCAUGUAUGUGGGUCUAACAGCAGAUCAGAGGUUCCUCCCUGGAGAGCUCGGGAUGGGCCUGGUUGAGGGUUAUAAUUCUAUGGGCUAUGAAAUGUCUAAACCGGACCUGAGGGCAGAACUGGAGGCUGACCUGAAGCUCGUGUCUGAAGGGCGAAAGGACAAGGCAUCGGUCCUCAGACAUCAUGUAGCAAAAUACAAGGCUGUUUUUAUAGAGUCUGCCAGGAAGGCAAAAAAAUUGGAUGAAGCACUGUCCAAUUAUUUGGGCCAGGCCCAGGAGUAUACCGAGCAGGAGGAACAAGAAUUAGAGAUGCCUCUUCCAGUACGGAAGUGUCCGCAGUGCAACCGGGACAUGGUUUUAAGAAAGAGGAAGGACAGCACAGGGAAGUUUCUGUCGUGUCUGGGCUACCCAGCCUGUAAGGCAGCAGUGUGGUUUCCAGAUACAGUGCUGGAGGUCAGCAGAGAUGACAGCGUCUGUCCAACGUGUCGCCCACAUCCUGUCCACAUGCUGAAGUUCAAGUUCAAGAGGGGAAGUCUUCCUCCAGGGAUGGAUCUCGAGUUUGUCGGCUGCAUCGGUGGCUGUGAUGAGACCCUAAGAGAGGUUUUGAAUCUGAAGUAUCUCCGUGGAGGCGGCAGUGGAGGAGAUUCUGGCAUUCAAGUUAUUCAACGUACAGCUUCACGUCAACCAAAUGCACCUAGAAACAAUAAUACAGCACUUCAGUCCAGGUCUGAGAACAGACCUCCACCUCCCAGACCCAGCGCAGACAGUAGCAGACCCCCACUGACCAAUCCCGCACAGUCAAGGCCCAUGCAGCUGCCGUCUUCUGACCAGAGCAAUGCUGUGGUGUGUAACUGUGGAGUGGACGCGCUUCUCCUCACAGUUCGGAAAGAGGGUCCCAACCAAGGCCGUCAGUUCUACAAGUGCAAUACGGGGAACUGUAAGUUCUUCCUGUGGGCGGAUGAGUCGGCUGAGCAGCACGGGUCAGCAGGGAGCAGAGGACCAGCUGGUCAAAGUUUUCAACCUUCAAGACCUUCUGUUGGAUUUGGAAAUGGGCCUCAGGAGAGGCAUGGCAGCAGAGGAGCAGCAGGAGAUACAGGAGGAGAGGCGAUGUGUAACUGUAACGAACCUGCUGUCCAAAGAACCGUCAUGAAAGAUGGGCCAAACAAGGGAAGAGCGUUCCAUACCUGCGGGAAACCACGGGAUCAGCAGUGUGGCUUCUUUCAAUGGGCGGAUGAAAACGUGCCUCCAGCUGCUGUAAGAAGCACAACAGGUGGAGGAGACAACAGUACGUGGAAUGGCAGUAAGAAGACUGGAGUUUCUUCAAGUAAAGCUCCUGCUGCCAAAAGGCCGAGGACUUGUGGAAUUUGUCAUCAGCCAGGCCACACACGGACCACCUGUCCACAGGGCCGGUGAGACAGAAGCAGUCUGUCCACUGAGUCACUAAUGUUUGUAAAUUUAUCUUUGUUUUAAAACUUUUACAGAAUAAAAUAUAAAAUUUACAAAGUAAUUGCUGUCAUCAAUUGUAUAACGGAAUUAUUUUAUUACAGUAAAUGUAAAUAGAAAAAAAAUGGUUAACCGCAUGUUCGUUUUGUGUUUUUAACCAGAUUUACCAACCUGAACCAAACUGGGAUAAUUUCAAACAUAUUGAUAUAUUAAAGGUGUAAAACAGC
This is a messenger RNA of Astyanax mexicanus (Mexican tetra), 3749 nucleotides long. RefSeq names its product DNA topoisomerase III alpha (gene top3a). The coding region runs from base 442 to 3492 and encodes 1016 amino acids. Gene Ontology annotation, molecular function: zinc ion binding; DNA topoisomerase type I (single strand cut, ATP-independent) activity; DNA binding. The transcript has 19 exons. The record is from RefSeq and is a predicted model, not a curated record. NCBI's taxonomy places the organism in Eukaryota, Metazoa, Chordata, Actinopteri, Characiformes, Acestrorhamphidae. Gene Ontology annotation, cellular component: chromosome; nucleus. Gene Ontology annotation, biological process: DNA topological change.